AGAUCAAUGGUGGAAAAAUGUUUCAAUCUAUACAAUUGCUAAAAUGCAAUAGUGAUGGUAGCAGCUAUAUAUCAUAUGAAGCUGUAGAUAUCUUAAAAUCCUAUAGCAAUAGAAAAUGUCUUCUAAUUGGAGCAAUGGGUCUUUUUAGAAAAGGUAAAUCAUUUCUUAUGAAUCUUCUUUAUCAGAGCAAUAAUCAAGGUAGUUAUGUUGAAAAUGUAUUUCAAGUGGGAUUUGGUGAUGAAUCUGUUACAAAAGGAAUAUUUAUGACAAAAAAACCUAUGGUUAGAACUAUUUCUGGUCAAAGAAUUUAUAUAUUUUUCUUAGAUUCACAAGGACUGUUUAGUUCCGAUUUGGUCAGGGGUGACAAUUUAAUAGUUUCAUUUCUAUUUUCAUUAUGCCCGAUUGUAAUUUACAAUGCUGAUAGAAGGUUGACUGAGCAAGAUAUUAAUAGCAUAAAGUUUAACAUUUAUUUGGGUGUUGUUGAUAAUGAAGGAUUUGAAAAAACUCAGGACAAUACUAUUAUAUUUGUUCUGAGGAACAGACCACCGCAGAGGAAUGCAACAUUUGGAAAAUUUGAUAAAAGAUUAAAAGAUUCAUUCAUGACAGGGAGUGAAAGUAUUUCUCAACUUUCAAAAUUAUUUGGAAAAUAUGAAUUUUCUCCUUUCCCUCAUCCAGCUGCUUAUCAUUGUUCCAAAGAUAUUGGAUUGGAAUUUAUUAUGGCUAAAGACAAUUUAAUGAAAGAGCUGGAUUCACUUUUCAAUAAUUAUGCUAAUGAUGCAAUAUCUGGGAGGGGCAUUUAUAAAAAUAUUAUCCAUUGUUACAAUUCUCUAAUGGCCAAUGAUUUUAUUAUAAAUGAAAAAUCAAAAGACCAACUUUUGCAAUUAGUUCACUGCCAAGAAGAACUUCAGUCAGUUUUUUAUGAUUUUAAUUACUCGCUAGACAAAGUCUUCAAUUUGAAAUACAAUUACACUGAACUAAAGAAGGUGAACAAAGUAAAACACGUUUUAUUAGCCGAGUAUGAAAAUUAUGUUAACAUAAAUGUUUUUAAUAAAAGUCACCUAACUGAACUGGAACUUUCUCCUCUGCGCAAAAAGUGUAAUGAGAAACUUGACAGUCUAUUUUCAAUUAGGUACAAAGCAUUUGUCAAAAUGGUUGAGAGGGCUGAAGAACAGGAAAGAAAAAGAAUUCAGUUACUUGAGGAAAGAAGACAAUGGGAAGAAGAGCAACAGAGACUCUGGAGAGAAGAGCGCAGAAAAGAGCAAGAAAGGAUGGAAUUUCUCAGACAGGCACAAUUAGAAAUUGAGAGGGCUGAGAGGCAAAGGAGUUUAGAAAUUAGGAACGCCAUUAGACGACGUAAUGAACUUAGAGAAAAGCAACGACUUCAAGAAUUAGAUGCGCAACUAAAAUUAGAAUAUUUAAAAAGGAAACAAGAAGAAGAAAGGGAAAGAUUGUUAGAAGAAAUUGAAGCUAUGGAGGAAAGAGAGAGAAUCAGAAUAAGAAGGAGAGAGGAGCUUGAAGAGGAAAGAUGCUAUAAUGGAAAAACAAAAAAAUCAAAACGUUGUGCAAUACAAUAA
Messenger RNA from Dimorphilus gyrociliatus, 1574 nucleotides. Lineage: Eukaryota; Metazoa; Annelida; Polychaeta; Dinophilidae. The record is from the annotation of a GenBank genome assembly.